Molecule: messenger RNA, 2168 nt
Organism: Strongylocentrotus purpuratus (purple sea urchin)
Lineage: Eukaryota; Metazoa; Echinodermata; Echinoidea; Camarodonta; Strongylocentrotidae
Product: decapping and exoribonuclease protein-like
Exons: 6
Coding region: 235-1341 (368 amino acids)
Biological process (GO): NAD-cap decapping; nuclear-transcribed mRNA catabolic process
Cellular component (GO): nucleus; cytosol
Molecular function (GO): mRNA 5'-diphosphatase activity
Source: RefSeq, a predicted model, not a curated record
CACGCGCAUCCUAAUUAAGGGCACGCGUACAGGUUUAUCAAAAUAAUUAUUGUCAAUAACAAUAAUAAUAAUACAAAGCUUCUCUAUCAACAAAUUAUACAAAUCUUUUAACUACUAAAACGACUUACUAAAAUGACUAACUUAUUAUACAAAUCUUUUAACGACUAAAACGACUUACUGAAAUGACUAAACCCGGCGGCAGCCACACGUAGGGCCAUACUUCUUUGUUAAACGAUGCCUUUAAGACCUCUUGAAAGUAUGAAUUUUAAUUUUCAGUCUAACCCGCCAGCAGAAGUCCGCAUACAUGGUCAGAAAGUGUUGGGUACCUUUUCGACGGACGCAGAUCGCGGAUACUGCGACGAUGACCGAAACCGACGCUUCUUCCUCGAACCCGAUAACGAAGUGGACUUUGACUACACGAAAGGCUUCGAGGAAUAUGUUGAUAUGGGGGAUGAUCCGAACGUCACUUCGUUGACAAAUGUCUUGUGUUGGAUGCGUAAUCACCGGAGCUUGUUGACAGAGAGUGGGAUUUUGGAUACCAAGGCAUCAAGGCUUAACGUGGAUUUCGUAGGGCGUCGUGGAUUAUUAAGGAACCUCUUGGAAGCUGGAGGCGACAAAGACCUUGACAUCCAACUUUUGGUAACCCUCUACCGGGGAACCUAUUUCAUCUCCGGUAUCUGGAAGAACGAGGAAAAGCUACCUAGGAAUCAACAGAUGAUAGCAGCUUCUGCAAAACUGUUUCGUCAGUUUAUAACCAGCAAGGACGGUUACACCCCGGAUACCCCUGCUCCCGUGAACGACAAUGCAUCCUUUUACGCAAUGAUGAGCGCCAACUGCGGCAGACAUCGGCUGCUCUUUAGCUCUGAGGUGCAAGCAGAAAGGAUGGAUGAGAUCACACCCCCUCAACGGAACUACCUCAACAUACGCACGAUCCCGAACCGCCAGAAAAAAAUAAAUCCGAUGAAGGCCUUAAGGUGGUGGGCCGCCAAUACCAUUUCCGACAUUUCGGAGAUAGUCUGUGGAAUACGAGAUGAUAAACGUAGAAUCGUCCAAACAUUUCAGUACAUCGAAACCAAUAAACUUCAGACAGAAUAUGCUCAGAACAAGUGGCGACCAAAGGCUUGCAUCAAAACAAUGGAAUCACUCCUUUCUCAGAUCAAAGAACUGGUGCAAGAUGACGAUGCAAGUACCGUCUAUCAUCUCGUACUCGAGCCAGUUGAAGGAAGUUGGGGGUUGGAACAACGUCUAUCAAGCCGUCGCUUCGUCUCUCGGGGCAAACGAACAGACGAUUUCACUUUUGUUGAGGAAUCACUUCUUCACAACAUACUCGGUAUCAAUUGAACAUCAGUAGUCACUGUCUACCCAGGUGUAAAUGGUUUCCUGGCAAAUGCUGGAGUAAUAAUAUUUGCAGGGCCUUCAGGAAGUGCAGUGUUUCGUUAACCAGGCGUAGCAUAUUUGAUUUUGAAUUUGAAUUUGAAUUAUUUAUUUCCGGAAAACAUGAAAUAAAAGUGUAUAAAAUUAUACAUGUACAAGAAACAUAAAACCGCAACAUUGUAAAGGUUUAAAAAUAAAAUAGUCAAGAUCUGUAAUUGAGAAAAAGGGUAGGUUUGAAUGGACAAAUUAAGGGAACUUAAAAUCAUGCGAACAAUUUUUUUGUAAUAAAUGCUAUCUGUUUAUGAAUAAAUUAGCAGAAUUGUAUCAGGCUAUAUUACAAUGAUUUAGAGGUUGGAGUGAAAUUGCACUGACUGAUUAUAUUUUUCAAAAUGAAUUGUGGCAAGAAUCAUAGUCUACUUUUGAAUGCGUACAUCUUUAGAAAAAAACUGUUGCAAACAACACAAAUGUGUUUAUGCCAUGCUAGCUUGUUGCCUAGUGUCACCCCUAUGAAAUGUAAUGAAAAUCGUGUAAUUUUUCAAUCAAUAUGUAAUACCAAUUUAUUGUCAGAUGACAGGUUAUUUACUCUCUUUAAUUCACAACUAAAUUACUUAGUGAGUACCUGCCUGGGGUCUUUGUCUGACAUGAAAAUACAGGUGUCGUCUGCAAUCUUAAUGCAUUUGAGAUAAUUAGCCAUAUUAUAAAAAUCGUUCAUAUAGAUUAGAAAUAAAAGACGACCUAAAAUAGAACUUUGGGGCACUCCUCAUUUACUAGUUUUUAACUGGGAUUCUAAAUUA